Cooperia oncophora is the source of this 1482-nucleotide messenger RNA. NCBI's taxonomy places the organism in Eukaryota, Metazoa, Nematoda, Chromadorea, Rhabditida, Trichostrongylidae. The record is from the annotation of a GenBank genome assembly.
GGUAUUUAUCCGCAUGAACCAGCUCACAAGAAAAAGGUCAACAAGGGGUCUACUGAAAACAGAGUCUGGUAUUAUCGGAAGGACAUUAACUUCCUUGCUCAUGAGCCGAUAAUCAACAAAUUUCGCGACUAUAAGGUUUUCCUGAGGAAGCUCAACCAUUACAAAGCAAAAAAGGACGAGUCGAAGGUCAAGAAGAUAUAUGCUAACAAGCCAGAGUAUGAAUUGGAUCGAAUGGUCAAGGAAAGGUAUCCUACCUUUGGAUCAGCUAUACGUGAUCUCGACGAUGCACUGUGUUUGUGCUUUGCUUUCGCAACGCUUCCUCAUACUCGAAUCCUUAAGGAGGGGCUUAUUGAUAGUUGCCGACGGCUUACAGCUGAAUUCAUGCAUUAUGUGAUCGAAGCACAUGCCUUGAAGAACACAUUUAUUUCCAUAAAAGGUAUCUACUACCAAGCGGAAAUAUGUGGUGAAAAGGUUACCUGGAUAGUUCCUCAUGAACGCGGAUUACCACAUGUUACCGAUGUGGACUUCACAGUCAUGGUGACAUUUGCUGAGUUCUAUGUUGCUAUGCUUGGUUUUGUGAAUUACCGUCUAUACCAAAUGGUUGGACUUUACUACCCACCUCAGAUACAGACUGGACAAAAUAUGGUUGCGGCAGAUGAUUCUGAUGACGAAGAACGAGUAGAGAAGAUAUACAGCUUAGCGAGGCCUUUAGCUAAACGAACAGGCACAGAAAAUGAAAAAGAGGACGAGGAAGCCGUGGAAAUGUUUGGUGACGAUGACAAUGCCCUUGCCGAGAAAGUGAAAGAGUCAAAACUUAUCAAGAAUCUUUUCAAGGGACUUGUAUUUUUCCUCAAUAGAGAGACACCUAAAGAAGCGUUAACAUUGAUCAUUCGGAAUUGCGGUGGUACGGUUGGGUGGAGUGGAGGUCCUACUAAUCUAGAAGAGUCAAACUCAUCUAUCACACAUCAUAUUGUUGACCGACCGAUGUCAAAAUUCGAUGUCAAUCGAAGGUAUAUCCAGCCGCAGUGGGUGUUCGACUGUUUGAAUGCGCGUCGAAGAUUGCCAACAGAGAAAUAUAUGGUGGGUGUUCAGCUACCACCACAUUUCUCACCUUUCACAAAGGAUAAACCUGGAGAUUACGUGCCCUUGGAAAGACUGGAAGAGUUAAGAAGCAUCGGGCAAGACGUGUCUGCUCUUGUUGCAAGCGAACCAGCUUUGCCACCUAAACCAAAGGCCAAAAAGGUUAAGAAGGCAGAAGAGCAACCUCAGGGCAUGAGAGCUUCACUGGGCAAGAUGCAUAAGAAGAACAAGCAACUUGAAGUGAAUGAGCAGCACGCUGGAGUGAAAAUGCGUGAAAUUAUGAUGCCGAAGAAGCACAAGCGAGUAUACCAUAGCAUUCGUCAAAAGAUGAAGAAGGACAAGUCUGAAGCUAUCAAAAUCAAGGCCAAACGAGCGAAAAUUGAAGAGUCAGCAACCAGCUAA